Brenthis ino (lesser marbled fritillary) is the source of this 780-nucleotide messenger RNA. NCBI's taxonomy places the organism in Eukaryota, Metazoa, Arthropoda, Insecta, Lepidoptera, Nymphalidae. The record is from the annotation of a GenBank genome assembly.
AUGAAAUUUUGUGCAAAUUUAUCUUUUAUGUUUACGGAAUCCUCGAAUAUACUGGAGCGAUACAUUUUAGCCAGAGAUGCAGGUUUUAAGGCUGUCGAGACUGGGUUUCCUUUCGGUAGCACAUUGGAACAAGUCAAGAAGGCAAAAGAAUCCAGUGGUGUUGAACAAAUUUUGAUCAAUCUUAAAACAGGAGAUGUAACCAAGGGUGAAUUAGGAGUUACAGCAGUUCCAGGAAAAGAAAAUGAAUUCAAAGAUAAUUUGAAGACAACUAUUGAUUAUGCUAAAGCUCUUGGGGCCCGAAAGAUUCACAUUAUGGCUGGUAAAUUGGAAGAUGUGUCUUCUAAGAACUGGGAAACCUAUGAAAAUAAUUUGAAAUAUGCAGCUAAUAUAUUGAAGGAUGAGAAUAUCUUAGGUGUAAUAGAACCAAUUAAUCAGCACUCUGUACCUAAAUAUUUCCUAAACGAUUUUGGCAAAGCUGUAGAAAUAAUAAAAAGAAUAGACAGCGCACACUUGAAAUUACAGCUGGAUAUUUUCCACUUGCAACAUAUCUGUGGUGAUCUCUCACAUAACAUCAAGAAUCUCAUGCCUUACGUUGGCCACAUUCAGAUAGCUCAAGUACCUAAUCGCAAUGAACCUGACACUUUUGGGGAAAUUAACUAUAAGUACAUACUUCAGCAUAUAGAAAAUAAUGGCUAUACAGACUGGAUUGGACUCGAGUAUAAGCCAGCUGGAAAUAGCAAGGAUGGUUUAAAAUGGAUAAAAGAAUUUGGCUAUACUCUA